Molecule: messenger RNA, 750 nt
Organism: Asterias rubens (European starfish)
Lineage: Eukaryota; Metazoa; Echinodermata; Asteroidea; Forcipulatida; Asteriidae
Exons: 3
Coding region: 276-638 (120 amino acids)
Biological process (GO): signal transduction
Molecular function (GO): protein binding
Source: RefSeq, a predicted model, not a curated record
UACGUUCACACACAAGCAAGACUCUACACGAAAAAAAACGCUAAAUUUUCGAAUUUAGACAGUUUUUAUUUGACUGGCCUGUUCGAAUGUUUAAGCUGUAUUUUAGUGUUCCGACUGUGGAGCAAUUUGUCUUGAGUGUUUAAAAGUUAUUUUAUCUGAGCAUUUUUCCAGCCGAGAAAAGUACCUUCUUGCUGUUUUACUGGUGUGUGUGUGUAUACCAUUACCAACAGGAAUAAGAACCUCACGUCACUGUGACGUCAUUUUCAUAAACCAGGAUGCCAGGCUACGGGGACCCGACAACGUACUACAGAAUUUGCUCUGAUGUGCCGUUACAGGCGCCUAUAGGACCCAUCAGUGACCAAGAACUACUUCAAAUAGCCGGCACCCUUUCUACAGACUGGCGCAUGAUGGCGGUAUCACUUGGUCUCCCUGAAUUUCGAAUCGGCAGCAUCGAAAGAGGUUUCCCUCCGAAUGAGCGACUGUUUGCUGCCCUGAGAGACUGGCGGGCGAAGAGUUUGAAGAUGAACGCUCCCCAUGAAACAGCCGUUGAAUUGGCUAACGUUAUGUUUGAACUUGGGCGGGAUGAUAUCGGGAAUCAUUUGAUUAUGAAGUAUCAAUGCGCAUUAGAAUGCGCUUGAGAGAAAACGGACACUCCUUUUCUGGAGAGAGAAACUGAAAUAAUGUUUAAUGGGAGACUUUCUGAGACGAUAGAGGGCAGCAGACUUACCGGGUAAAUCCAUUGUUCUCAGA